Molecule: messenger RNA, 1210 nt
Organism: Gallus gallus (chicken)
Lineage: Eukaryota; Metazoa; Chordata; Aves; Galliformes; Phasianidae
Product: olfactory receptor 14J1-like
Exons: 2
Coding region: 183-1142 (319 amino acids)
Biological process (GO): G protein-coupled receptor signaling pathway
Cellular component (GO): membrane
Molecular function (GO): olfactory receptor activity; G protein-coupled receptor activity
Source: RefSeq, a predicted model, not a curated record
CAGCUGUGCCCAGGAGGAGCUCCUGAGCACCACACAGCAGGGCUGGGGCCAUGACCAUCCGGAGAUGGGGAGGAGAGAAGGAAGAAAGUUUAGAUGUUGUGUGGCACAAUAGCAGGCUGAGAGCUCACUGGAGGUGCAUUUCUCACUAUCCUUGACAAGGUCCUGGUGCCCAGAAGUCCCAGAUGGCCAACAGCAGCUCCAUCAGCGAGUUCCUCCUCCUGGCGUUGGCAGACACGCGGCAGCUGCAGCUCCUGCACUUCUGGCUCUUGCUGGGCAUCUACCUGGCUGCCCUCCUGGGCAACGGCCUCAUCAGCACAGCCGUAGCCUGCGACCACCGCCUGCACACCCCCAUGUACUUCUUCCUCCUCAACCUCGCCCUCCUCGACCUGGGCUGCAUCUCCACCACUCUCCCCAAAGCCAUGGCCAAUGCCCUCUGGCACACCAGGGCCAUCUCCUACGCAGGAUGUGCUGCACAGGUCUUUUUCUUUGUCUUCUUCAUCUCAGCAGAAUAUUCCCUUCUCACCAUCAUGUCCUAUGACCGCUACGUUGCCAUCUGCAAGCCCCUGCACUACGGGACCCUGCUGGGCAGCAGAGCUUGUGCCACCAUGGCAGCAGCUGCCUGGGGCACUGGGCUUCUCAAUGCUGUGUUGCAAACUGCCAACACAUUUUCCCUGCCUCUGUGCCAAGGCAAUGCUGUGGAUCAGUUCUUCUGUGAAAUCCCCCAGAUCCUCAAGCUCUCCUGCUCAAAAUCCUACCUCAGCGAAGUUGGGUUACUCCUUUUCAUUCUCUGUUUAUCAUUUGGGUGUUUUGUCUUCAUUGUUGUGUCCUAUGUGCAGAUCUUCAGGGCUGUGCUGGGGAUGCCUUCUGAGCAGAGACGGCACAAAGCCUUCUCCACGUGCCUCCCUCACCUGGCCGUGCUCUCCCUGUCAGUCAGCACGGGCUUUUUUGCCUACGUGAAACCCCACUCCCAAUCCUCCCCAUUCCUAGAUCUGGCAGUGGCACUUCUAUACUCUGUGGUUCCUCCAACACUGAAUCCCAUUAUCUACAGCAUGAGGAACAAGAAGAUCAAGCAUGCCCUCAGCAAACUGUUGCAGUAUGUGCACUAUUCCAGCUUCAAUAAAGUGCCCAUCUUCCUCACAUGAUUCCCACUGAUGCUUCUUCAUAUUUUAUGUAUGUUUGAUUUUUUUUGUUUGUGCAAGUGUGAUACAGU